This is a messenger RNA of Laetiporus sulphureus 93-53, 1941 nucleotides long. RefSeq lists its product as uncharacterized. The transcript is spliced from 4 exons. The record is from RefSeq and is a predicted model, not a curated record. NCBI's taxonomy places the organism in Eukaryota, Fungi, Basidiomycota, Agaricomycetes, Polyporales, Laetiporaceae. The coding region runs from base 1 to 1941 and encodes 646 amino acids.
AUGUUUGGUGACGAAUUAGAGGGGGAAUCACCGAUACCUCCCUCGAUAUUUGGCACUGUGCCCGGUCAACUCGACACCUCGCAACCCACGCGUCUACAUCGCGUCCCCGGUUCAACAUUCUCAUUCGCAUCUUUCAACUCUUACACCGCUUCAUCGCGUGGCGAUAUUCCAGACCUGAACAAGCUGUCUCUCCAUGAUGAAACAUGUCGUCCUAAGCGCAUCGUGAUCGAGACUCUUCCGAACGGCCAGAGUACCUGGAGAUUCGUACCACGCGCGCGUCUCGGACAGGGCAUGGAGGACGAGGGACCUUGGCCGAGAGUCAUUAAAAUCUGCGGAGAGCUGGUUCACUGUUCGCAAGAACAAUGGGAAAUCUAUAAACUGGAUCCAAUUUAUGAUUGUUUCGUGCCAUCGCCUCCUGACAUGACAGUCAUCUCUCGGGUCGAACCGAAUGAGCGCGAGAUGCCUUCGAGGCUGCCGAAUCCAUUGGCGGAAGCGACUUCUGCCCCGCCGCCGGCGGAUGCCAAACGUCGUUUAUCUCUGGAUAGCAUUCCCUCCGAGGAGCUGCCGCCUCCUAAGAAAUCUCGGAAAACACCGCAUGAUUCUCCGGAAGCCCUUGGAAGCGAUCCAUCGCAUCCUAUUACUGUCCCCGGCGAUGAAGAGGGUGGGGUAGAAGAGCUAGGUCAUGGUAGCUCCACCGCCUUCGACUCGAAGGAGCAUGCACAGUCUGGAGGAGGAAAAACGUCUUAUCGAAAUGGUCACCCGCGCGCAGGCGCUAACAGGGCUCAAUCUCGCGGGCAGAGAUGGCGUCCGAUGAGAGAUCAGGCAGCGGAAUCAAACGAUCAGGAUCAGGAGAUGAUUGACCUCACUGUAGCAGACGAAGACUCCGUACCUCAGGCUGGUUCUACGCAAGCUACCAAGCGGAAACGUACAUCUCACGCUGAUCAUGUCAAUGUAUCCGAACUGGCUGCAGACGAAGGACCUGCUGCGGGACGAUGCGAUAGUCCCGAACCUAAACGCCUUUGCACUCAGUUGAAUUCCGGAAGAUUCCCGACAAUGGGUUCCGGAUUUGCUCAGCGGAAAAACGGGAAGAGAAAAACAGGGAAAUGGCCCUUUGAAAACCUCAAAUCGAACGGGCAUCGGUCUCCAGAGAGUGAUGCUUCGACCAAUAUUCCAACAGAGCCUAGCGCGCGCGACCAUUCUACCGAUAUGAAUGCGGAUCGGGAUGAGGACUCUCCAAUUGAAGACAACUCUGAUCAAGAAGCCCAGCACCGUGCCACAAUUGAGGAGUCACGCCGGAAGCUCGCCGAGCUUGAGAAGGACAGACCAUUGUGGGAAGAGGCCGCCAAAAAGCGCCAAGCUGCGGAGCAUGCAGAAGAGCAUGCUCGGCGAGCUCGGAAAGAAGCCGAGCGGAGAGCCGCUGAAAUGGAGCAGCAAUGUCGGAAGCAGGAGGCGGAGAAAGCACAGGCGGAGCAGCGAAAGAAGCCCGCUAGAGAGCGAGCCCACCACGAGGAGGAGAGACGUCAAAAACAGCAGGAACGGCAGAAGCGGUGGGCCUAUGGGCCUUGGACUACCUCGCGUGCCAUCCAGUGGUACCAGACGCUCUCUGAAGAAUUUGACACUGCAAAGUUCUCCGUGGACAAACCUGCCACCUUCGAUUUAAUCCCAUGGCCCGUCUUGCGCUCCCGCGCGUACCUUUCCGUCGAAGAUGUUGACUGGGAUGCAGUCGAGACAUUCUUCCGUACCGCAAGGUCUUAUGUGCCGUAUCAAGAUUACAAGGUGUUCGUGGAAAAGAGUCACAAACGAUUCCAUCCCGACCGCUGGAGAGCCAGAGGGAUUUUGAAGAGCAUUGAAGAUGAGCAGACGCGGGAUUGUUUGGAAGUAAUUGCCAACUGUGUCGCACAGGCAAUCACACCGCUGUGGAGGGAGAUCAAAGGUGGAUGA